Molecule: messenger RNA, 1071 nt
Organism: Plenodomus lingam JN3
Lineage: Eukaryota; Fungi; Ascomycota; Dothideomycetes; Pleosporales; Leptosphaeriaceae
Molecular function (GO): hydrolase activity
Source: RefSeq, a predicted model, not a curated record
AUGUCUUUGUUGGACUUUUCACCAUACGGUGGGCCCUCGGAGGAGUGGCUUGCCGUCGAGAAGACGCUCCCUGCGACUAGAUUUGACACGUCCAUCGAUCCUGUCGUGCUGAGAGAAACGGUCAACAAAGAAAGGGAGGAAAGGGCUGCAGGGGCUAUGAAGCUGUUGGCAGCUCAGGUCCAUGUGAAGGAUUACAAAAUCCCGACUCGUGAUGGGUCUUCAAUCGAAGCUCGGACCUACCGGUCCGUGAAGAAAGACGGCUCUGAGAAGCUUCCGGUGUAUUUGUACUUCCACGGGGGAGGCUUCAUCUUCGGCACCCUUGGCAGCGAGGACCCACUGUGUGCGCAGACUGCCAUCAAUACCGGGGUGGUGGUACUGAACGUCAACUAUCGGCACACGCCCGAACACGUCUUCCCCACUGCGCAUCUCGAUACACAUGAUGCAUUUGUAUGGCUACACAAGAAUAUCGAUACCAUCGGCGGCGACCCUUUGAGGGUUGUGGUUGGUGGUAUCUCCGCAGGUGGCCAGUUAGCAGCUUCCCUCACCCUUGAGCAGCAUCUCGGUGUAGCUGAAGAACUGAAGGGCCUGCCAACGGUUGCUGGUCAGAUUCUUGUGAUUCCAUGUCUCGCCUUUCCGAACACAUACGACCAAGGACCCGGAAAGAAGUUGAAGUCGUCGUCUUAUGUGGAGAAUGAGCAUGCUCCCCUGCUGCCGAAGAAGAUUGUUGAGUUUUUCACAGAUCUGCAAAAGAUCGGGAUGCCGGACUUGAAAGACACAAAGGUCAAUAUUGUCAACGCGACGGAGGAGGAGGUCAAAGGUCUGCCGCCCACAGUCAUUGGAGUGGCUGGUCUUGACCCGCUACGCGACGAGGCACUGCUUUACGCGAAGCUGCUCUCAGAGGCGAAUGUCCCGACAGAAACUCGAUUGUUCAGGGGCGUGCCACAUGGACACAGGCGGUUUGGCAAGGAGUUGAAGGCGUCGGAGCAUUGGGACCAGUGCGUGGAGGAAGGUAUACUGUGGGUCCUGUCAAAGCCGGAAGCGACUGGAAAGUUUGAAGUCAAACUGCCUUGA